Messenger RNA from Cutaneotrichosporon oleaginosum, 874 nucleotides. RefSeq lists its product as uncharacterized. Gene Ontology annotation, cellular component: nucleus; cytoplasm. The record is from RefSeq and is a predicted model, not a curated record. Gene Ontology annotation, biological process: proteasome regulatory particle assembly. NCBI's taxonomy places the organism in Eukaryota, Fungi, Basidiomycota, Tremellomycetes, Trichosporonales, Trichosporonaceae. Gene Ontology annotation, molecular function: protein binding.
GUCAUCUUGACAUUCCCAUUCCGCUCACGUUCACGCACACGCUCGCUCGAUCUGAUGAGCAUCCCGGCCCCCGACUUCGACUCCGCGGCGCUGUCGCUCCCGCUGCCCCAUCCCGAGGCGUACGCGGGCGAGCCGCGCGAGUAUGCGCGCGCGCUGAUGCAGCGCAAAGAGGAGAUCGAGAAGGAGAUUGACAGGCUCAAGGACGUGCUGGCUACGCAUGGCGCGUCGGCGGACACGGCGCUCGUAGACCCCGAAGGGUAUCCGCGCGGGGACAUUGAUAUUUACUCGAUUCGGCAUGCGCGUGCCGCCCUCGUCCGGCUCUACAAUGAUCGCGCGGAGGUGAUGCGCCGCCUGGCGAGCGCGCUCGAGUCGGCGUUCGAGGUCGACCCCAACGCCCCGGCCCCCGCUCCUUCCCGCCCGCCGCCGAACGCGUCAGCGAACACGAACGCGAACGGAUACCGCGAGGGAGGCGGCAUCCCCGACGCAUGGCCCGCCGCGCCCAUUGCGCGCGUCAACAGCGUUGCCGCUACCAGCCCCGCUGCUGAUGCUGGCCUGGAAGCGGGCGACAUCAUCUACUCGUUCUCGGGCAUCACCGCGCCUGCCGGCAUCCAAGCCAUCGGGGCUGUUGUGCAGCGUUCUGAAGGCCAAUCCCUCACUCUCCUCGUGCUCCGCGGCGCCGAGCGCAAGAUGCUCCGCCUCACGCCGCGCACAUGGAGCGGGCGCGGCCUGCUCGGCUGCCACAUCCUCCCAGCCUAACUCUCCAUACCUCAGACCUCUGUACAUCGUUCAUGCGCAUAUGCAUGUUAAUCUAUCUUAGACGAGGCGCUUCCCGCUGUCGGCCGGCUUGGCCACAGGCUUGGCCUCGGCGACGACG